Messenger RNA from Dentiscutata heterogama, 501 nucleotides. Lineage: Eukaryota; Fungi; Glomeromycota; Glomeromycetes; Diversisporales; Gigasporaceae. The record is from the annotation of a GenBank genome assembly.
UUUACUGAUUUUAUAAAAAAUCAACCACAAGAACUAGGAAAAGCUUUAGGAGCAGUCAUUUGGCGAUCAAGAUCUGAGUUUAAAUUGCCAAAGUCUUUAUUAGAUAUUGCUACAGAAUGCAAUUCUGUUUCUGGUUAUAAAUUUAAGGUUGGAAUGUCUGAUUUUGCAAAUAAUAGAAUUCAAAAAUAUGAAGAUAUUUUUAGUAUUUUUUUUAACUCCAAUAAUAAAAACUAUCCUAAUAUUUAUGAAUUUUGGCAAGAAUUGAAAAAGAAUAUUCAAUUGGGAUAUAAGGUAUUUAAUCUAUCUGAUUCUACCAAAUAUCACCUUUUUAGUAAAACAUCUCAGAAUACUGAUUUAGGAUUUAAAAACCUAUUUGAAUGCUAUGAACGUGGUAUUAAACGUUUAGGAGAUAUCUAUAAGCAAGAUAUUGAGAAAUCAAAAGAGCAUAAUACAACAGGUCGACAUGCUCAAGAUGUUAUUGUAGAGACUUAUUUGCAAUAG